AUGGCUACUCCCAUUCGUUUGGGGGCCGAAAAAUCUGUCAUUCCUCCUUCAGAAGACAAUGUAACCGUCGCGGAGAGCUCAAAAGUGGGGGCAGAGCAACCAGGCACUAAGAUGGGCGAAAACGAUGCAACGAAAAACAAAAAAAAGUUGACUUACAGAGAUCAGAUUCGUGUGGCAAUCCAAGUCCGCAGGAUAUACUCGGACCGUAUGGUCUAUGUCGAAACCAAAGUCGACAUCAAAGGGAAACUACUCCUCGAAGAAUUGAAGAGAAUACACGGAGACACACGUGGAGUCUUCCUUGGAGAUACCUCAAGUACGGUUUUCCCAGAGCUAUUGUACUGGUCACGCAUCGAGCUUAUCGAGCGGAGAGAAGCACUACACACCGAUGAGACCAACGAAACACGGCUGGAAAGCAUCGCAGAGCUAGAUGUCGCCCUUCAGUUCAUCGAUGAGGAGUACGGAGAUCUGAUUCUCAACGUUACACAACUUCUCAAGGAGAAGAAGAUGAUGUUUCACAACUUAUGGACAAUACUUGCACCCAAUACAUUGAUCUACCACAAAGACGCCUUGGGAAAUGAUCGAAUCUCCCGGCUCGAAAGCUCAAGGAUGGCUCAGGGCGAGGGUGGAUCUCGCUUCCAGGAGAUAUCAGCUAAUCAUAUGGAUUCAGAUGGCGUGAGGCUUGGGAUCGUGAAAGAAAGACUGCAGAUCCCUCAAUUCGAGGGUGCUCUACCCAUCUACGAGCUUCCAGUGUAUCCAGUAGAAUUCCAUGCUGAUCGGAAAACUCUUCACGCUGAGUUGCUGAAGCGAGGGGAGAUCCAACUCUGCUUCCACGGCACCGGUCACCAGUUGAGGGAGCACACGGGAUUUGGACUGCGGAUGGGAAGGGAUUCAAUUGUGAAGUUCAAAACUCACGGUCGUUUGAUUAUCGACGCCGCUACAUAUGACGAGAUGGAACCAGAAGCAACGAUGGUUCCAGACGUUAAGGAAGCCAUGCAAUCUGAGCCUUCCGAAAAGUUUCAAAAGUUAGCCUUCGGUUAUGUCAUGUCCAAGAACAGAAAGGAAAAAGACCACACCAAUGGCGAGCCGUCUCUGUCCAGCGCUCUACACAUUCCUCCUCCGGCUGGAUCUAGAUCACAUUCCAGAGUCGGGAGGUCGUCUCGCAGGAUUCACGAAUCUGAUUACGUCAACGACGAGUCCUCUGAUGACGAGCAUGUGUCUCAAGGUCGGACUUUCUACCAGAAACAUGAGAUGUCGGACAUACUGAAAGUCAUGCUUUCGGGGAAAUUAUACGGGUUUAGUCUUGGCGAUUCUACAUGGGGCACUUUCUCUGUCUCUCGAGUCCAGAAGCCUUGUUGGGACCCACACGUCUGGGCAUCACUUGUUAUGAAACCGCGCCAGAAGGAGCUACUGGAAAGGCUUAUCAAGUCUCAUGGAAAUGACGAGUCUGGUUUCGACGACAUCAUCAAGGGCAAAGGCAAGGGCUUGGUCGGACUUCUACUGGGUCCACCUGGUGUGGGUAAGACAUUGACUGCAGAAGCGGUGGCGGAGAUCUCGAAGUUACCACUAUUCGUCAUGUCUUGUGGUGCGCUUGGAAGUGUUGCCAGUGAGAUUAAUCGCGCCUUGAGGAAGUUUCUUGAGCUCGCCACAAGAUGGGGUGCAGUACUUCUACUGGACGAGGCUGAUGUCUAUCUUGCGAAGCGGAAUGAGAACGACCUGGAAAGAAACGCCAUCAUCUCGGUAUUUCUACGAGAGCUUGAGUACUAUACUGGUAUCAUGAUUCUGACCACCAACCGUGCUCGGCAUAUUGAUUCUGCCUUUCAAAGCCGAAUUCAAUUCUGUCAUCACUACCAUCGCCAUGAUUCUACCUCCCGAAAGAAGAUCUGGAGGACCUUCGUCGACAGCUCGCGCAAAAACAGGAAAGUCAAGGUCGAUAUCGACGAACAAGGAUUCAACAAACUGGCGGCGUUAAGGUUGAACGGCCGCGAGAUCAAGAAUGCAAUGAGUCUAGCAGUAUCGCUAGCUGUUAGCGACCCCAAAAACAACUGUUUGCGAGCUGAAGAGAUCAUCGACAUCUCAACACUUCUUCAGAACUUCGAUUUCGUUGAUGAAGAUGAACAGGAAAACAAGGAUGAUGAGGAAGACAAUCAAGACCAGGAUUACAAAGAAGCCAAAGGACACAAGGCAAAUGAAGAAGACAGGGAAGACAGGGAGAACGAGACCCCCGAAUGCCAGCCUUGUCCAGUCCUCCAGGUUGAUCCAGCACCGCCCGGGAUCGUGUGCAAGGUUCCAGACAAAGGCAAGACGCGCAAAACGGGGAUUCGUAAACUCGAGAGACGCGAUCGCUCCACGGGAUCUUCCAUCGCGGGUGCUACGAAUAGUAUCUAA
This is a messenger RNA of Alternaria conjuncta, 2385 nucleotides long. RefSeq lists its product as uncharacterized. The record is from RefSeq and is a predicted model, not a curated record. Bases 1 to 2385 code for a protein of 794 amino acids. Lineage: Eukaryota; Fungi; Ascomycota; Dothideomycetes; Pleosporales; Pleosporaceae. Gene Ontology annotation, molecular function: ATP hydrolysis activity; ATP binding. The transcript has 7 exons.